Molecule: messenger RNA, 1253 nt
Organism: Mytilus trossulus (common blue mussel)
Lineage: Eukaryota; Metazoa; Mollusca; Bivalvia; Mytilida; Mytilidae
Product: E3 ubiquitin-protein ligase XIAP-like
Exons: 5
Coding region: 70-855 (261 amino acids)
Biological process (GO): negative regulation of apoptotic process; regulation of cell cycle; positive regulation of protein ubiquitination
Cellular component (GO): cytoplasm; nucleus
Molecular function (GO): cysteine-type endopeptidase inhibitor activity involved in apoptotic process; ubiquitin protein ligase activity
Source: RefSeq, a predicted model, not a curated record
UAAAUCUAACAGCGGAUAUAAAAGAUCAAAUUUUAGUCGUAGUUAUAUUUUGGAAAUAUCUUAGACGAUAUGGGUUGUGAGAUACUUAUUCCACAGACACCACAAUUUGGACGUCCAAGAACAGGAGCAAAACACAGAGAAUACUCAUCCUUCCUGACAAGAAAACAAUCAUUCAACUGUUCUCAGAUAUUAACUGGGCAAAGUGUGCAUAACUUAGCGUCAGUAGGAUUCUUUUAUGCAGGUUACAAGGAUUACGUAAGAUGCUUUACUUGUGGAGUUUUGAUAAAGAACUGGCAACAGGGACAAGACCCUUUAACGGAACAUAGUCGAAGAUCACCUGGUUGUAGCUUCCUUCUACACCCAAGAGUUCACGAGCAUCAAGUUGAAAGAACAAACGAAUCUACUUCAAAUGAGGAAAUAGAAAGACUUUCAGAUGACAUCCAAGCAAGGCUUAACAUACGGUAUGACAAUGUUGCUAUUCAAAGAGCCUAUGAGUCAUGUCUUGCAACAAACAGCGGUUUAAGGUUAGUUGAUAUCAAUCAACUCACAAAUAGACUUCUAGACUUGACAGUUGUUGAAAAUCAGAUAACAGAAGAGACAACACAACAUAGGCAAGGUGGCGCUGUACUAGACCAAUUUCUGCAAGAAAGAACUCCCAGUUACAUUCAGCGUAUUGAACAAGAAGUUCACCAGCUUAGAGAAACGUUGAUGUGUAAGAUAUGUAUGGAUAACUCAGCGAAUGUUGUGAUCAUGCCAUGUGGACAUUUCACAUCAUGUUUGCAAUGCUCUUCUGCACUGACAAAUUGUCCUCAAUGUAGAGUCGGCAUUUCAUCAAGAAUUAAAGUUUUCCUCUGAACACAUAUCCGAUGCAAACUAGUUGAAGUAAAUCUUCGAAAUGAACUUUAUCGUACAUUGGAAACCUACGAUUCAAAGUCAGUUUCAGUCAAUAGGCAGCUACAAGCAGAUAGUUCACAGUACAAGUGUUGUGAUAAUUUGCAUUAGUUAUGAAACAUUUCUUUGGUUAAUCUUAUAUUACUUUUAUGUACCCACAUUGACAAAUGAAAUAUUGUUUAGUGAAGUUUUUCAUUAUGAAACCAAUAUAACAUGCUUCAUUGAAACAAUGUAUCAGUUAGUUAUCAUUUUGUUAUGUACAUAGUUAUGUAGAGCAGAGGUCACUGAAGUAUCACAUGACCAUGAGCAAGGAGUUUUUUCAUGAUACUCAAUAAUAUCUAUAUAUAAAUAUAAUUAUAGUA